Messenger RNA from Rhincodon typus (whale shark), 1161 nucleotides. Its product is annotated as keratin, type II cytoskeletal 8-like. Bases 85 to 963 code for a protein of 292 amino acids. The transcript has 9 exons. Lineage: Eukaryota; Metazoa; Chordata; Chondrichthyes; Orectolobiformes; Rhincodontidae. The record is from RefSeq and is a predicted model, not a curated record. Gene Ontology annotation, molecular function: structural constituent of skin epidermis. Gene Ontology annotation, cellular component: keratin filament. Gene Ontology annotation, biological process: intermediate filament organization; keratinization.
UUCUUGGCAGUUGGAAGACCUUCUAAAAGCUUCCAGAGAAAGGAGCCUAAGGCAGUUGUUCUCAAUAUUCAGUUGGACAAAAUUAUGGCUCAUCUGCAAUCUAGGUAUGAAGAUGAAAUCAACUUGCGUACAGAAAGGGAGAAUGAAUUUGUAAUGAUCAAGAAGGAUGUCGAUGAAAGCUAUCUCAACAAGGUGGAACUGGAGGCUAAGCUUGAGAGCCUUACGGAUGAAAUAAAUUUCCUGAAGGAUAUAUUCGAAGAGGAGCUCCAUGAGCUGCAGGCCCAAAUCAAGAACACUGCUGUUACUCUGGAGGUUGACACUAGCCGUAAAUUGGACCUCUCCAGCAUCCUCAAUGAUGUCCGGUCUCAAUAUGAAGGAAUGGUUGUUAAGAUGCGCCAAGACACUGUGGCCACAUGGGAAAACAAGUUCAGCGAUAUGAAGAAGAAUUCUGGAAAGUAUGCAGAUGAGCUCCGUGUAAUGAAGACUGAGGUUUCAGACAUGCAAAGACAAAUUGGGCGGCUUAAUUCUGAAAUCCAAGCUCUGAACAAACAAAAAGAGCAGCUGGAGGCAGCCAUCGCUGAAGCAGAGGAACGUGGGGAGCUGGCACUUGCAGAAGCUAAAAAAAGGAUGAUUGAAUUGCAAGAAGCCAUAGAGAAGGCUAACAAGGAAAUGAUCAGCCAGGUACGAGAGUACCAGGAUCUGAUGAACACUAAGCUUGCCCUGGACAUCGAAAUUGCCACUUACAAAAAACUGCUGGAAGGCGAAGAGAGCAGGUUGUCAACACCUGUGAAUAUCACCUAUCAUCAAACAGUCAAAAGUUUUGGAUUUCCACAAUACCAGUUUGAGACCUUGAACCGUGGUGGGAUGGAAACAAGUGGAGUGAGCAAAUCCCUCAUUGUCAAGACAGUUGAAACCAAGGAUGGGAAAACGCUCUCCGAGUCCGCCUUUAUUCAAAAAAAAUGAAGUCUUUGUGUUUUACAGAAUGAUAUGUCUUAUCAUUUCAAUCAUUUUAAACCUCUUGAGUUUCAGUGUUUCUCAGUUAAAAUGUACCUUAAGUCAUCAUCAAUGUGUCCUUUUUAAAGGACCUUGAGCAUAAGGGAAAAUGAAGGAUUUUGAAGUAUUCCUGGUAGCAAAUAUGAAAUAAAGCUUGAUAAUACAUUA